AUGUCUUCAACCAGUGGGGAAUACCGACACCGGAGCGAUGAGGAACAACCGCUUUUAAGGCACCGGAGGAAGCCGGAGUUCCCGUCUUUAAAUCUCCAGCAUUGGUAUUCACACCCACUUGAGGGUGAGCGAUGGACUAUCCAGAAUACCGGAGAAAAGACUAGGCGAUUCCUCUCCUCAAAAAUCGGCCACUACUGUGUUCUUACUUUGGUAUCUCUUGAUGUUCUAGGCAUGAUUGCUGAUUUCAUUCUGCAACUAUUCAAAUGCGAGCAAGCAAAGAGUGGCCCGGACUGGAACCUUGCUUUGAACAUCCUGGGCUCUGUCAGCUUGGUCUUCUCGUGUCUGUUCAUGGUUGAAUUAAUUGCUUCAGUUUGGGCAUUCGGCUGGAAUUAUUUCAAAUCUUGGUUUCACUGCUUUGAUGCGUUUAUCGUCGUCGCAGGUUUUAUCACCGACGUUGUCUUGCACGGUAUCAUCGAGGAGGUUGCGUCUUUGAUCGUUGUUAUGCGUCUCUGGCGUGUCAUCAAGAUCAUUGAGGAACUCAGUGUUGGCGCCCAAGAGCGGGCUGAAGAGAUGGAGAGUAGGAUCGAUGAAUUCAGGAAUGAAAAUAACCUCCUCAGAAAGGAGGUUUCUCAUUUGAGGCGAACGCUCGAUAAAGCUGGCGUGCAGGACGAAGGCCACAAUACUCUGCCUACUCCAGACUAA
Fusarium falciforme is the source of this 702-nucleotide messenger RNA. RefSeq names its product Voltage-gated hydrogen channel 1. Gene Ontology annotation, biological process: proton transmembrane transport. The record is from RefSeq and is a predicted model, not a curated record. The coding region runs from base 1 to 702 and encodes 233 amino acids. Gene Ontology annotation, molecular function: voltage-gated proton channel activity. Gene Ontology annotation, cellular component: plasma membrane. The transcript has 3 exons. Lineage: Eukaryota; Fungi; Ascomycota; Sordariomycetes; Hypocreales; Nectriaceae.